Messenger RNA from Sesamum indicum (sesame), 1230 nucleotides. It is a transcript of the gene WRKY49, whose product is annotated as WRKY DNA-binding protein 49. Gene Ontology annotation, biological process: regulation of DNA-templated transcription. Gene Ontology annotation, molecular function: sequence-specific DNA binding; DNA-binding transcription factor activity. NCBI's taxonomy places the organism in Eukaryota, Viridiplantae, Streptophyta, Magnoliopsida, Lamiales, Pedaliaceae. The record is from RefSeq and is a predicted model, not a curated record.
GAUACACAACACCUUAUCUCCAAAUUUUAUUCAGCAAUACUUGCAGCCACCAACUAAAGCUUGUUCUAUAAUUCGAAGGCAAAGACACACAAAAACAUCAAACCACCUUCCUCUUCAUCUGCUCCACUCUGACCUAACCUCUCUUUCCCCUACUCAUAAAUUCUCUAUCACCCUUUUACUUAAUUAUUAGCUUCUGCACUAUAUUAUGCACAAACAACUCAUAAAGUCAUCUUAAACCCUAAUGGAUGAACUGAUUAAGUUGGCAGGAGGAACCACUGGAGACGACCAGCUACUGAAAGAACUCCUCGACGACAACGUUUCCUCAUUAUUCAUGCUGCCCUAUCAGGCGAGGGAGUUAAACUCCAGCCCUUGGACGGAUUCCGGGCUUCUGUCAGCUGCUUAUUCCGGUCCUACGGUUGAUGAUAUCGAAAGUGCUUUAUCGUAUACAAACUAUGGAGUCCAUGACUUCCACCAUGGAGCCAAACCAGAAGCCCACAGUGUUUCAAUGCUGGAAAGAGGUUAUAUAGGCAAGGCUAGUAAUGAGAACAGUAAGUAUACUCUGAGAAUCAACAACUGUGGCAAUGUAAUGGCUGAUGAUGGCUACAAGUGGAGGAAAUAUGGCCAGAAGUCCAUCAAGAAUAGCCCAAAUCCCAGGAGCUACUAUAGGUGCACAAAUCCAAGAUGCAGUGCGAAAAAGCAAGUGGAGCGGUCCAUUGAUGAUCCUGAUACUCUUAUCAUCACCUACGAAGGGCUGCACCUGCACUUCACUUACCCAUUUUUCUUACACCAGCAGACAAAUCCACCCAUGAAGAAACAAAAAGGGCCUACAUUAGAAGCAGCCCAUGAUGUUGGAGUCCAAACUGGAAAUGGGCUUGAAAAAGUGGUUCCAAAUCUGGGCUCCACCCCAGAAUCCGACCCGUCUAAGGAGUUUGAACAAGACCUAAUGGGGCAACAAGGCUUGCUUGAAGACGUUGUGCCAUUGAUGAUUAGGAAGCCACUCGUGGUCGUUGAUGCUAUUGCUUCCAGCAGCUCUUCCAAUUCAUCAUCGUCAACUUCUCAUGAAUCACAUCCUUCUUCACCAUCUUCGUCCAAUUCAUUUUCUUGGUCUCCCACCUACUCAUACUUAGGCUUAAUUUGAAAUUAUAUGUGAUAGAAUGCUGUCCUAGGUAGUAUUAUUAUAUAUGUCUUUUUUGCCAGAUUGUUGUACUGGAAUAAAAGACCAAAUUCUUA